Messenger RNA from Schistosoma rodhaini, 5754 nucleotides. NCBI's taxonomy places the organism in Eukaryota, Metazoa, Platyhelminthes, Trematoda, Strigeidida, Schistosomatidae. The record is from the annotation of a GenBank genome assembly.
UUUCCGAAGGUCAUGUACUCUUUGUAAGUUCAGUGGUCUGGUUAUACGUUCGUUCCUGAAUUUUAAUAGUUGUAUCAUUACCUAUCUAUACUUAAAUUUAAGUGCGUAUGUCACUUCUCAGCUGUUUUGUCGUAGUUGUGUUAUGCUACACUCAACUUGGCUUGAUUAAGUUUACCAUACCAUUCCUCGAACGUAACAAUAGACAUCUACUGAUUUUGCUAACAGCUUAAGUUCGGUGUAUCUUUCAUAACAACCGAGAAAGCAUAACCAAACAAUACGAACUCUAUACAUCCAGUACGAUGCCUUAAAAUACAAAUUAUAAUUACUUGAGUGUCGGUAGUUUUGGGAUUGUUUUCUACAAAAACAUAGACAUGUCAAUUUUGAGAUUCACAAUUAACUUUCCCGUAAAAUGUCAGUAUUUUUCUAGUGAUGAGAAUGAACCUACAACACCUGUCUUUUCAGUUCGCUUCCAUUUUUCUUUGUUUACUGUCAGUUUCAAAUCUACGUUAUGGACACAAGCUCUUUACCGUCAGACAUCAGACUAACUGGUGCAGUGGUUUCUACAAAUGAAUUUACCGACGGAGGUCAGGUGAUUAAAAAUAUUAAUUUUGGAGAUACAGUCGUUUCCAUAUGUUCUAUAAAGACUGAAGACGAAAGCUCUCCAUUUUGUAAAGACAAUGUCUGUUGUGCCGAUACAAGUCCUAAGCCAGUACAAAAUACUCCAACUCCAUCUACAUAUUAUGAUGACGACAAUAACAACAACAACAACAACGGUUCUUUGUGCCUAAUACAAUCGUCAUCUAGAUUAGAUUUAACUCCACAUACAGAUCAGUCACCCUCUCACUGGCGAAGACUAAAAAAGCGUACUUCAGACAUACUUGAAAUGCAAAACAAGAACCUAAAAACUUCAAGCACUCUCGAAUCUCAAAUCUUUUCUGUAGCCACUUGUAAUUCUGAAACGAGUUCAUUUUUUCAAACUGUUACAAAUACUGUCAGCACUUGCGGCAUUAGUGGUUAUAACAAUGUAGAGAUAUCAAAUUCUGAUAUGGAAUCGAAUAAAAAUCACUUGUACCAAAGUUUUCAGUCUUCAACUUCCUCUAUUAUCCCGUUGGGUAAUGCAUCUCUUUUGUUAGAUCCCGGAAAAUUCUAUCCACCCAAUUCUAAGUGGAUUUCACCCGGUGCAAGUGGGUCUUCGAUUGCAGCCGCAUUGACAGCUGUAAAUAUACAACAAAGGUUUAAGAAAGGAGAUGUAGUCAAGACACCUAAUGGUGUAAGGAAAAAAUUCAAUGGAAAACAAUGGCGCCGUUUAUGUAGUCGAGAAGGUUGUACCAAAGAAUCUCAACGACGUGGAUUUUGUUCACGUCAUCUUUCAAUGAAGGGGAAGGAAAUGCGUGUAAUGGGAUAUGCCGCUGCUGUGGCGGCUUUGAGUUCUUCUGAAUCGAAAUACAGCACAUCAGGUAUCCCUAGAGAAAAUGGAUCAAACCGUAGUAAGGGGAAUUCAUUCACAUCUACCGGUUUAUUAUCCUCAUCGACACCAUCACUGCUUCUCACUCCUUCCAUUUUCGCGCCCUACAAGCUAACUCCUUUUCUGUCAACAAGUAAGUCGGCAUCUAUAACAACUGAGAUGGGUUCCUCUACGAGUGCAACACAAGCGGUCAUAUCAUCUACGACUACGUCGCUGCUGACGACGACAACGGCGACCGUUUCACAACAAUCAGUGUUCUCGCUUCCAUUGACUUCAAUUCAUUUUAAUGAUCGCUAUAACUCAAGCAUUAUACCUGCCACUGUUGGUGCACAAGUUACUUCAAUGCCUAUUCCGAGUUCUGCAUUUACACCGUUACUAUUUAAUACUUCCGUUGGACAAAUGUCUCCGAUUUCUACUCCUCUUGCUUUACUUCCUAUUCUCACGGAUAGUAUUUCUGUAGGGGAACCCUCUUUAAGAAAACAAGAUACACCAAGAUUUAAUUCGAAUAAUUCAUCAAACUUUGGGAAUAAUCCAACUACAACUGAAAGCGAAAAUAGUAAUUUUAACAAAGGUCACAGUAGUGGUAAUCAAUACUGUGAUAAUAGUCACAAAAGCCCUGGUCAUCGUGAAUCAGACAAUAACAAAUGUUCAACACCUUUAUUAGGUCAAGUCUGCAAUCUUGUAGGUAUUAAAAAGUCUGGUCAAUCUGUUGAAACAGAUUGUAUAGAAAAUUCUGAGGGGACCUGUAAGGAAGUAUCACGUGAGACGUCCAGUCCAGUAUUGACUCCAAAUUGUAGCGGCCACGUUAAUGAUCAUGAUGAUGAUGAUGUUGGUGGUGGUGAUUUUGAUAAUAAUGAUAAUCAAUCUAAUGUUACUACUUCUGUAAUUAAUUUAAACACUUCUAAAAAUGAUAAUAUUCAAGUGUCCAACGAAUGUUCAAUAAAUAAAAAAUUAAAAUUGUCUGCAAUAUUAAAUAAAAAUAAUCAAGAUAGAAAACAUGUACGUCGUCCAAUGAAUGCUUUUAUUAUAUUUUCUAUGAGACAUCGUAGUGAAGUACAUCGUCUUUAUCCAAAUAAAGAUAAUCGUGUAGCAAGUCAAAUUUUAGGUGAUUGGUGGUAUCAUUUAAAUGCAUCAGAAAAAGCACCUUAUCAACAAUUGGCUCGUGAACUAAAAGCUGCGCACUUUCAAUCAUUUCCAAAUUGGAAAUGGUCUUCUAAACAAAGACUUAGGUCAGAAGGUGGAAACAUUAAGAAACGAUGCCCAACUCAUUGUAAUUCACAUCCAGAAACGCGUACAUCACUGACCGAUUCUAGUAAUUUAUUGGUGAAUGAAUCUUUAUCAGUUGAAAAUAAACUAAAUCCAUGUUCAUUUACCAGUAAUCAGAUCAAUGAAUCUGACGGCAUUUUAACAAAUUCAGCUUUAAAUGAGUUAUCAUUAAAUAAUGAAUCAACUAUAGCUUUGUCACAAUCGAAUCUGAAUGCUGAAAACAUCAGUCAACAUAACUGUUAUGAUAAUCAUCGUUCCAUUGAAGUAAAAUCCUCUGAUCAGUAUAGAUUAAAUGGUUUAGACUUAUUAUUACAUGCCGUUCAAUAUUUGGAUAAAGAAAAUAACCUAUUUAAUGAUGAUUUAAUACAACCUCCACCACUUUUUAUUGAGGAUCUUGAUACUGAUGCUAAAAACGUUCAAGUCAACGUUAACAAAUCCAAUACAUCCUGUGGCGAUAAUUUUGAGUCUGUUAAUAAUUCUAGUGAGGAAUUAACAGAGCACAAUUUUAAAAAUACGACAGUAACUCCUGAUCAAGAAUCAAUCCCACUGGAUAAUUCAAUGAAAAAUCUUUUAGUAGAUUCUAAUGGAAAUACUUCUACAUGUAAUUCAAUUAGUCAAUCAGUUACUGAACACCCAUCAAAUUCUGGUACUUUUGAAAACUCUAAUAAUCGUCUACAAAACCAAUCAUUAAGCGAUAGCAACAAAUUCAAUUCAAUUACAGAUCUAUCUCAUUCUGUAUUUACACUACCACAAGUUGCGGUUCAUCCCAAUACCUUACUAAUUGAGGUGGCAGAAAAUCCUCUCCUGUGUCCACUAUCAAUUAAUAUUAAACCAACGUUGUUGUCGACAUCAUUAUCGUCAUCGUCUUUAUCGUCCAACUGUUCAUCUACAGAAUUGAAGAACUCCUCUUUACUUGAAAUCAAUCAACAAUCUAUAGAAAAUACUUGUGAAACUUUAAAAUAUAACCAAAUCAAUGAAAUUUCUUUAGAAAAUAAUAUUGAUACUCAUAUAUCUAACCAAGAGAAUUCUACAGUUCCGAUAAACAACUCAUACGAUCAACUUGUUUCAUUUAAAGAAGAGAAUUGUGUAAUUUAUAAUUGUGACAAUAAAUUUCAAUCAUCUACCAAUGAAAAUUCUCAUCAUCAACAAACUGUUUCUUCUAAAUCAAAACCUCCUUCAUUGAAAUUACAAAGUGAUGUGUUUAAUUACAGUAUCAUAAACAAAGAUAUUGAACAAUCCAAUAAAUCAAUUGAAAAAAGUACACCUCGUGCUCCAUUUUCAGCUGAUGCAGCUAAUCGAUGUUUUAAACGGAAAUUUGAUGAGACUACAGAGAAUAUUUUAGCUCAAAUAAACUUUCGGCGUCGAUUUUCUUAUCUACCGAAAUUCAACCCUAAUACCGUCUCAGCUACACAAGGCUUGUCAUCACCAACAUCUAUCGAUCAAUUAACUAUACGUUCUGCAGGGCCUUGUUUUUACUCAGAAACUACUCAGACUGGUUCAGUUACUCCAACACUUAGUAUAGACACUAGUCAACAAUUAUGUACGCUUACUUCUCCAAGUUCUCAUCUUAGUGAUUCAGAAAAUAUUCAUCAAAAUUUGUCACCCAAAAAACUUAAUAUGGAUAAAUCAAAUCAAUCUUUAGAAGAUAAUGUAUUUUUUGGUGCAAACUUUCCAAAUAUCAAAGAAGUUAAAUGGACUACCGAUUCGUUGAAUUCACCUUUACGCAUUUCUUCAUCAAAUUCAACUUCAUAUGGUCGUUUAUCUAAAAAUCAUCCAAUUGCUCCAAAAAUUAUUCAUCGUCAAACAAAUGAAAAUUCACCAUUGAUAACUCUUUCUCAUUUGUCUGAAGCUAAUGGAAAUAAGUCAAGAUCUGUUUUACAUAUACGUCGUAAAUUAGUUUUACAAUUAUUUCAAGAAUAUGGUUUGUUUCCAUCAAUUCCAGUGAUUACUCAUUUCCAACAAUGUUAUGCUUGCUACUUUCCUAGUCGUCAAGCUUUACAGUUGAAAAUACGUGAAAUUCGUCGACGAAUUAUGCAAACCGAUUCUCAUCCAUUUCAAAAAACUAUCAUCAAAGAUAAUUAUGAUUGUUUAAAUGAUAAAAAGAAUGCUGACAAUGAUGAGGACGAUAAUGAUGACGAGAUCGAAUUAAGAAAAAUAAAAUGUUCAUUAGGAACUAUUUCAAAACAUUCUAUACCUAUUGUUAAAUCAACUAACGGCCUACAUGAAUAUACGAAUCGAUGUUGCAAUGACAAUAACCACAACAACAAUAACACUGGUACCAAUUCAUCUUUAUCAAGUCCGUUAGCAGUUUAAAAGUACUUAUUUUCUUUAUACUUGAAUCUAUUGUUAGUUAUCAUCUUCCCAUCAUGAAACUUUUCAUCAAUUUCAUAUAUUCUUUAAUAGGGUUCAUUUUUAAUCAUUAAUUUAUUAAAUUUAUUGACUAAUAUUAACCUCCAGUGAAUUUUGAUUUGUCAUUUUAUGUUUUAUUUAUUUAUAUUUUCUGAUGUUUAUUUAUUUAUUCUAUUACGUAAUAUCUAUUCAUAUAUAUACUAAUAUUAAUAUUGUGUUUUGCAUAAACACACUACUUAGUAACAUUACCCAUCAUGGUCUUAUUUCACUAUUUUUGUUUUCGAAUCGUUUUUUCUGUUUGUUUUGUUUUUUUGAUUUCUCUUAUUUUCUGUUUUCUUAUUAUAUUAUGCUAUUCCAUUUAAAUUAGCUUAAAUCUUUUUAUGCUUAUUAUAUCAAAGUUUUAUUUAUUCAAAUGGGUGCAAUUAAAUUAUCUUCCUAAAAUGCCUUUUUUUUCUUUUCUUUUUAUUACUUAAAUAUAUAUUUCCUAUAAUACACUGCUUUGUUUAAUUACAUUUAUAUAUAUACAUGUUACCGGGGUGUUUUUUAUUAAUCUAAGCAUUCUUUUUCUCAUUUUAUUGUUAUUUAUGAAAAUAUGUAUAUUGAUAUCUGUUAUGAGUUGAAUAUAAUUAGUGAUCUAAAGGAAUAGAACUGAAUAACUAAUUAUACCAUUGUUA